Molecule: messenger RNA, 2093 nt
Organism: Didymella exigua CBS 183.55
Lineage: Eukaryota; Fungi; Ascomycota; Dothideomycetes; Pleosporales; Didymellaceae
Exons: 1
Coding region: 25-1983 (652 amino acids)
Source: RefSeq, a predicted model, not a curated record
CGUGCCUCUUAAUCCUCGUCUGUUAUGUCAAUUUCAUCUUACAGGCAAGCUCUCCACAUAGCCCAACAGGGAAACACCAAGGCCAACAGGAUUACUAAGAUGUCGAAACCUCACAACUCAGAUCAACCGCCUGUUGAAAAUGCCGCUAUGACGAGCUACGAAACUUUCAUCUACGAUCCCCUAGACUAUACAGUCGACUCUAUUCGCGUUAUCGAGCUCGUGCCUCAGUCAUCGGAUACCACCAUUCGAUGCAGUAUGCGGCAUAUCAAUAGGAGAGAUGUAGCGUAUGCUUGCCUGUCGUACACAUGGCAGCCUUGCAACCCGCAACGUACUAUCGAAGUAAACGGCCUUUCUCACUCGGUUGGACACAACUUGUACGAAUUUCUCAGAGUUUACACCAAUUUUAUGGGGUCUCAGCCUUCAGCAAAGAGAGGCAAAAUAUCUUUGCCGCUCUGGAUAGAUGCGCUUUGCAUCGACCAAUCUAAUGUUGUUGAGAAAAACCAUCAGGUCAGUCAAAUGGGUGAAAUUUACAGGAAUGCAGUAAGAGUGAUAGUCUGGCUCGGAGUCCUUCCUGAGGAACUCCAACAGUCUUUCAAGGACGUUUGGGCUAAGAACAGAUGGACCGAAAGCGAAUUCUUGGAAUCCUCUGAUGAGGAGGACAGAACGUUUGCUAGGGACAUGAGAGAAUACCUAAACGAUCAGGAAAUCACCAAACAGAUACGCUUACAAGGCCACGUGGAAGCUUUAUACAUGUCAUCAUAUUGGACACGGACAUGGAUUGCCCAAGAGGUACUACUGCCUCGUAAAUCCAGGGUCUUCUUGUUUACUGGCAGCGCGCUCUGGGAAAUGGCUGACUUAGCCCCUCUACUCACAGAAAUAGCCAAGGAUAGCCAAUUGCUCGGUCAAUUGCACUUCGCAUGGCCCAAAUUCCUUGGUCAAGAGUACUUCGAGGGGAGGGAUCCCACGACUACACGUUUUCGCGAAGAGAGAGACUGUUCGUUGUCAUCUCUACUGUCUCUCUACGUCUACAGCGGCUGUCAAGAUUCACGAGAUCGAAUAUUCGCCCUGCUCUCACUCGCGAACCCUCGACCCUGUAUUGAGGUCGACUAUGAGAAGACACCGAUUUGUUUAUUUCGGGAUGUCCUCAGUCAAUCAAUGGAAGGCGAAGCUAUUGAUGGUGUUUUAGCUUUUGGUGCAACUUUGAUCGAGGCUCUGGAAUUGCGCCGACCUGCGGGGAAGGACGACAAGUUACAGUACGUCAACGAACGUGGCAGUCUUGAAGACAACGUCACACAAGUGACUCUGCAGAGACCGCAUCAUGGAUUAUUGGCUCCAAUUGUAUGGAGCAAGUCGACUUUGCGAAUUCUGGACCCAUUCGGCGAUUCGCAAAACUCUUGUCAUGAACAAUCUAUGCUCUGCAUGUAUGUGGGCAUUUUUGAUGGUAGCAACACCCACAUCUUUGAAUAUGCGGUCGAAGAGACUGACUCUGGUGUACUGGUCAAGUAUGCUCGCGCGUACGAAUACUUGCAAGGUACGCCCGAAGCUAGUAGCUUAGUCGAAGGGGGCAUUUGGGAAAAGAAACGUUAUCUGUGGCUGGACAUGCCCAGUGAAGAUGUGUACUAUCUUCGGGUCAACACCCAUCUUCUAGGGAGGCUCAACGCGCGUGACACUGAUCAGGAGCCUUGUCUCUUAGGCUGGACCAGUCCUACCAUUGAGAUUUCAGAAAAUAGAGUGAGCAAGACUGGAAUAUCUCGACUGCUACCGGCCAAACGAUACUGGGAGCUAGAAAACCCACUAGUCGGCAUACAAAGAGUUGUCCCGGCCGACAUAUUCAUUUCGCGGCAAGAUUCUGUACGCGACAUGGUGAAUAAGUCAAUCCAUCAUAUCGAGCAUUAUGGCGAGUCUAAACCAGACUUAAAAAACCGACUAUGCACCUAUUACUACGUCUACAAGAGUGACGCGACGAAAUCAGAACACAACUAGGGAUUAUUCAGUAGGAGGUUCGGGCAGCUCGUUAUUAAGUAGGACGCGUCGCAAUUUUACAUGCCGUGAAAAGCAACACACUUGAAAGCAGUAAUACAAUAUAACUCCUC